This is a messenger RNA of Linum tenue, 546 nucleotides long. NCBI's taxonomy places the organism in Eukaryota, Viridiplantae, Streptophyta, Magnoliopsida, Malpighiales, Linaceae. The record is from the annotation of a GenBank genome assembly.
AUGUACAACAACGCUGGAAUCGGAGGUAACCUCGACACCACCAUCUUAAACUCGGACAACGCCGACUUCAAGAAGGUGCUUGAAAUCAACCUCUUCGGAUCCUUCCUCGGAGCCAAACACGCCGCCAGGGUUAUGAUUCCCGCAAGGAAAGGUUGCAUCUUGUUCACCGGCAGCGUUGCCGCUUCUAUAAGUGGCGACUUGUCUUACGCAUACAAGGCUUCCAAGCAUGCUAUUUUGGGGUUCAACAACAACUUGACCGUGGAGCUGGGCAAGUACGGCAUCAGGGUCAACACUAUUUCUCCCUAUGGAGUGGCCACUCCCAUGGUCACAAGCGGCAUGCAAAUGGACAAGAAGGCUGCUGAGGAAUUCAUGUCCGCCGCUGGAAACUUGAGACGGGCUAUCCUCGAACCCGAGGAUGUUGCUCGGGCUGCCUUAUACUUGGCCAGUGACGAUGCAAAAUACGUGAGCGGAUUGAGUUUGAUAGUUGAUGGAGGCCACAAUCACAACCAUCUGCUUUUUGGUGCAACAGAUUCGGUUGCCAACUGA